Messenger RNA from Macadamia integrifolia, 1801 nucleotides. RefSeq names its product MLO-like protein 13. The record is from RefSeq and is a predicted model, not a curated record. Gene Ontology annotation, biological process: defense response. Gene Ontology annotation, cellular component: membrane. Lineage: Eukaryota; Viridiplantae; Streptophyta; Magnoliopsida; Proteales; Proteaceae. The transcript has 14 exons. The coding region runs from base 82 to 1638 and encodes 518 amino acids.
CGGCUCCCUUUUCUAUACAUCUCAAUUUAUGGACUGCGAUCGACCUCUUGUUCGGGUAUUGAUUUACUAACUCAAGUAUCCAUGGCCGCAUCUAUAGCUGCUGGACAAGAAAUGGCCGUCGAGGCAAAUUCUUUGGAGUAUACUCCAACGUGGGUGGUGGCUGCGGUAUGCACAGUCAUCGUUUUCAUCUCUCUUUGCGCCGAGCGCCUACUCCACCGCCUCGGGAAGUGCUUGAAGCACAAACAACAGGAUGCGCUAUUUGAGGCCUUACAAAAGCUAAAAGAAGAGUUGAUGCUUCUGGGGUUCAUUUCCCUGCUAUUAACCGUCUUUCAAGGUCUGAUCAGCAACAUAUGUAUCUCAAGAAAUUUUGCAUCUAACAUGCUUCCAUGCAAGGAAAAUCGUCUUUUUUCUCUUGGGGCCAAGCCGAAGGGGAGGAGGCUUUUAGCCGAAGCUUCUAAUUCUGUACAGUGUGCAAAGGGAAAAGUUCAAUUAUUAUCGCUUGAAGCAUUACAUCAACUGCAUAUUUUCAUCUUUGUACUGGCAGUUGUGCAUGUAAUAUUUUGUGCCACUACUAUGGUUCUUGGAGGGGCAAAGAUACGCCAAUGGAAGCACUGGGAGGAUUCAAUUAGGCACGAGACUGGGAAGCAAAGACAGGUCUCCACAACGUUGAACCCUGGACAUGGUCACCAUAAUCUUGACUUUGUCAAACAGCGUGCCAUGGGAUUUUGGAGAAAGUCAGCUGUUGUUGGCUGGAUUAUGUCAUUCUUCAAGCAGUUCUAUGGCUCUGUAACCAAGUCAGAUUAUGCUGCAAUGCGGCUAGGAUUUAUCAUGACCCACUGCCCUUUGAACCAGAAUUUUGAUUUUCAUAAGUACAUGAUGCGGACACUUGAAAUUGAUUUUAAGAGAGUUGUUGGUAUAAGCUGGUAUUUGUGGCUGUUUGUUGUGAUCUUCUUGCUGCUGAAUGUUGAAGGAUGGCACACGUAUUUUUGGUUAUCCUUCUUACCUUUGAUUCUUCUACUUCUUGUGGGUGCUAAGUUAGAGCACAUCAUCACCCGUUUAGCUGAAGAAGUUGAAGAGAGGAGAACAGAUGAUCCCAGAGCACCACCAGUGAAGCCAUCUGACAAACAUUUCUGGUUUGGCAGACCUGGCAUUGUUCUUUACUUAAUACACUUCAUUUUAUUUCAAAAUUCAUUCGAGAUUGGAUUCUUCUUCUGGAUAUGGUGUACCUACGGACUUCAUUCAUGCAUCAUGGAAAAAGUGGGCUACAUCAUCCCUAGGCUCAUCUUAGGGGUGGUUGUUCAAGUGCUCUGCAGCUACAGCACCUUACCUCUGUAUGCUAUUGUCACUCAGAUGGGUAGCAUGUUCAAGCUGCAAGGCUUGUUUGACGAGCAUAUGGAGGGGCGUAUGGAAGCACUACAGAGUUGGGUUGAGGAAGGAAAGAGAAAAAAGAAACGGCCAUUGUGGAAGAUUUUUUCUCAUCAAAGGACAGAGGGCGAGCAGUCCCAUUCAAUUCAAAUGCAGGCUAUGGCUAAUCACACAGUCAGAGACACUUCUAUUGCUGAGGACCCAGAGUUUGUCGUCGACAUAAUUACAACAUCAGAACAUUCAAACUCAAAACAAACUCAAAACUUAUCUUGAGCAUCUCCUGAUAGCGAUCCAUCACUGAUAGCACUUGGUUUCCUUUAAUCAACUACUCACUUUCAAUGUAUACAAUAUACAAGAACAAUCUCCCACAGGUAAUAUUGAACUUUCAAAGGAAGCAAAUAGCUAUUGCGGCAACUGAAGGUAUCAAAAUCGUUUA